AUGGCGACAACCAAGAAAAUUCCAUCUCCAGUACAAGUGCAUGCAAAGAGAGAGGACAUCGACAUCGCCAAAGUAAGUUCAGGAAACGAGACAGACCGAAAAGAGGAAGAUGUCGAUGCCCCAGAAAUGUGCCCAGGACGCCGAACACCUGUCCCCAGCGUAUACUUGCCAGCCACGACAAGUAAAAAUAUCCAACAGAAGAAGAAGGUAAAAGAAGAAGUACCCCCCAUCCCUGAAAAGAGUAUUGGGGGAGAUAUCAAAAAACGAAGCGAGCACGCCUACGGCCUCCAUGGCACAGAUACCGCUCCUAACAGCUACCCCAACCCGCAACCUGGCAAGGCCGAGCCGCGAUGCCUUCACGUGGGAGACCUGCACGCAGCGGUGUAUUCGGAGCAGGAAUCCGAAGAUACUUACGGGUACAGAGAGGCAGAGGAAGUAGUCAACAAGGGGUAUAAGGAGGAAUCUGGCUCCCACAACUACCACAAACCAGACGGUGAUGUUUACGGGUACGAGGAGCCCGUUGAAGAAGUGAGCUUUGCAUACAGGGCUAAAGGGCAUGUCAAUGAAAUAUGGAAAAAAUGGAAAUCUAGCAGAGUGUGCUGGUUUGCACUGGGUUGUGGACUUCUGGUCGUAGCAUCAGUUGUCAUCUCUGUCAUCCUGGCAACUCAUAUCACCCACGGUGGGAGGGUAAGCUAA
Messenger RNA from Branchiostoma belcheri (Belcher's lancelet), 696 nucleotides. RefSeq lists its product as uncharacterized. The coding region runs from base 1 to 696 and encodes 231 amino acids. Lineage: Eukaryota; Metazoa; Chordata; Leptocardii; Amphioxiformes; Branchiostomatidae. The transcript is spliced from 3 exons. The record is from RefSeq and is a predicted model, not a curated record.